This is a messenger RNA of Myotis lucifugus (little brown bat), 898 nucleotides long. Its product is annotated as alpha-S2-casein-like. Gene Ontology annotation, cellular component: extracellular region. Gene Ontology annotation, molecular function: protein homodimerization activity; zymogen binding. The record is from RefSeq and is a predicted model, not a curated record. NCBI's taxonomy places the organism in Eukaryota, Metazoa, Chordata, Mammalia, Chiroptera, Vespertilionidae. The transcript is spliced from 17 exons. The coding region runs from base 47 to 667 and encodes 206 amino acids.
GCCUGGCCUUCUUGUCUUCCACUUAGGAAACAAGGACAAAGUCAACAUGAAGUUCCUCAUUUUUACUUGCCUUUUGGCUGUUGCUCUUGCAAACCAUAAGAUGGAAACUAGCUCAUCCAGUGAGGAAUCUGUCAACAUCUCACAGGAAAAAUUUAAGCAGGAAAGGAAUGUGAUCAUUCAUCCCAUUAAGGAAUCUGCAGAGAACACAAGAGAAAUGGAACGUUCUAGCAUCUCAUCAAGUGAGGAAUCUGCUGAAGUCCCCACAGAGAACAAAAUCAACCAGUUUUAUCAGAAGUGGAACUAUCUCCAAUAUCUCCAGGCUCUUCAUCAACCUCAGAUUGUCAUGAACCCAUGGGAUCAGAUUAAAGCAAGGGCCUACUCCUUUUUCCCCACUGUGAACAGAGAACAGCUCUCCACCAGUGAGGAAUCUGCCAGCUUCUCUCAGGAAGAAAUCCCAAAGACUGUCGAGAAGGAAUCAACUGAAAUACUCACUCAUAAAACUAAGCUGGCUAAAGAAAAUAAGAAUAACCAAAAACAUCUGAACAAAAUGGCCCAGUAUCAUCAAAAAUUCCCCUUGCCUCAAUAUUUUAAGACUGUUCAGCACCAGCCAGCUAUGAACCCAUUGACUAAUGUUUACCAAACUAUCCCCAAUGUGAGGUACUAUUAAGAUUCUUGGAUUAACUGCUUUUACUUGAAUUGGUUUGACUGGAAAAUCUAUCUUCUGCAGUUUCCUAUCUACCAUAUUACUUCAUACCACCAGCAUGUUUGGACGGACUUAAUAAUAAGGCAUACAAAUUGAGCCAAUAGAAGACUGAGAAGAAUAUUUCCAGGACUGUUUAUAUUCUUCUGUUAGUUCAUGCUGAAUAUGCUGGGUCUGCAUUGUGAUUUCAUAUAAGUU